Messenger RNA from Haplochromis burtoni (Burton's mouthbrooder), 1020 nucleotides. Its product is annotated as glucose-induced degradation protein 8-B homolog. The record is from RefSeq and is a predicted model, not a curated record. Lineage: Eukaryota; Metazoa; Chordata; Actinopteri; Cichliformes; Cichlidae. The transcript is spliced from 5 exons. Gene Ontology annotation, biological process: positive regulation of canonical Wnt signaling pathway; proteasome-mediated ubiquitin-dependent protein catabolic process. Gene Ontology annotation, molecular function: protein binding. Gene Ontology annotation, cellular component: cytoplasm; nucleus. Bases 214 to 903 code for a protein of 229 amino acids.
CGCCAAUCGAAGAGCUCGCAAGACCGACGCAUCUAUCGCGAGGUUAUCACAUUAGCUUGGUUAGUUAGCUAGCUGCGGAAACCCUGAACGUGUGUCCGUUAUUUAUGAUUUUAUUUUAUUCUUCUAAAGCGCUGAGAGGGCUGAGCAGUGCUUAUUGAUUCCCAACGCGUGCAGGAAAGCAUAAUCGCCGGACCUUGUGUUUGCACGGAUCCAAUGAUGAGUUAUGCCGAAAAGCCAGAGGACAUCACAAAAGAAGAGUGGAUGGACAAAUUAAACAACGUUCACAUACAGAGGGCGGAUAUGAAUCGGCUCAUUAUGAAUUACCUGGUGACAGAGGGCUUCAAAGAGGCAGCAGAGAAGUUCCGGAUGGAGUCUGGUAUCGAGCCGAGUGUGGACCUGGAUUCUUUGGAUGAAAGGAUAAAGAUUAGAGAGAUGAUCCUGAAGGGCCAGAUUCAGGAAGCUAUUGCACUCAUUAACAGCCUACACCCGGAGCUGCUCGACACCAAUCGAUACCUGUAUUUUCAUCUGCAGCAGCAACAUUUGAUUGAGUUAAUCAGACUAAGAGAAACUGAGUCAGCGCUGGAGUUUGCUCAGACACAGCUGGCAGAGCAGGGGGAGGAGAGCCGAGAGUGUCUGACAGAGAUGGAGCGAACGCUAGCCCUUUUGGCAUUUGACAACCCAGAAGAGUCACCCUUUGGAGAUCUGCUCAACAUGAUGCAGCGGCAAAAGGUGUGGAGUGAGGUGAACCAGGCCGUGCUGGACUAUGAAAACAGGGAGUCGACACCCAAACUGGCCAAACUGCUGAAGUUGCUGCUGUGGGCUCAAAAUGAGCUGGACCAGAAGAAGGUGAAAUACCCCAAAAUGACUGACCUUAGCACAGGCACCAUCGAGGACCCCAAGUGAACACAACAGACAAGAACCACCACCUUCCACUUCCCCUUAAUUUAUGAUCAGUCAGUGACUGUGUGACAACCAGGUAACAUAUAUGUAAAAACAAAUGCUACAGUGUUUCUUUUUUUU